AUGUACGGACUCUUACAACUGUUCUGCCUGUACUUGGUAGCAAUCUCCCUCUCCCAAGGCCUCAAACGAACAUGGGUUCAGAAGGAACUCCGUGAUUCUCCUGAGUCUGAACCCAGCGAAAAUAAUGCACGUUUUAUUGAGGUUCCACUCGACCACUUUGGGAGCGACAACUCGUCGACAUUUCUGAACCGCUACUGGGUUAAUGCUUCUUACUACGUUCCCGGAGGGCCGGAAUAUCAUGGUCUCUCAGCUACAAUGCGCCUCGCCAAGCGAUAUGGUGGACUAGCAAUACUAUGGGAGCAUCGAUAUUAUGGCGACUCGCAGCCGUUUCCUGUUAAUGAAAAUACAACUGCAUCAGAAUGGAAAUUCCUCACUACUGAGCAGGCUCUCGAAGAUGUCGUGUUCUUCGCGAAUUCUUUCAGCUCUUCUGGCGUCAAUGCAACGCUGGAUGAUCCUCUGUCUCUCCCAUUACAUCCUAGCGUCGCACCAUGGGUGUUUCUGGGCGGUUCAUACCCCGGCGUACGAGGCGCUCUCCUCCGAAUUCGAAAUCCAGAGACCAUAUUUGCUACGUGGGCGUCGUCUGCUCCUGUUCAUGCUCAAGUCGAUAUGGCUAGCUACUAUAAGGCGGCAGAGCGUAGCCUCACCAGAAAUUGCUCCGCUGAUUGGGUCGCUGUUACUCGAUAUGUUGACGACGUCCUCAAGGGAGACAACAUAGGACUGAAAGAAGACGUCAAAUUCCGUCUCGUGAAAGCUCGCCUCAGUGGUCCGGGAGGUAACACUACAGGCGCGGUUGGUCUUACCAAGGCGCAAGCCAAUGCGCGAUCAGACGUAUCUGUCGCGUCAAUCCUCAUGGACCCUUUGGAUUUCUACCAGUAUUACGGUUUCGCAGCAUCCCUCCUGCCCUUCUGCAACCUUCUUGAGACCAGGAAUUUUACUCAAGCACCGGAAGAAGGCGGGAUUUUUUCGGUCGAUGGUAUCUCUUCGGCGUUCGAUGCCUAUCUUGUAGCAUUGAGCGAACUUGAUUACGAUGAGAUUCCUGGGAGUCCUGACGACCCAGCCACAGAUCUGGCGUGGAUGAGGCAGUAUUGCUCUGAGUACGGGUUUUACCAACGAGGCGACGCAUCGAACCCUCUGUCCAUAGAGACGUCGCUCUUGUCGCUUGACCUGUUCCAGCGGCAAUGUGACGAGACCUUCCCGGAUAGUCUGCCAAGCUGGCCGGAGGUCGGUAAUAUCAACAAGUACGGAGGGUGGGAUAUGAAGCCAUCAAAUGUUAUGUUCACGAACGGGGAAUUUGAUCCCUGGCGAACCAUGGGUCUAGCGUGCAAUACACCUGCCGAAGGAAACUCAUUUUUCGGACUCACCUACGCGAACAUGGUUCACGUUUCCGACAUGCGAGUGCUUCUUGUACCGGACAGCAACCAUUCAGAUUUCAAAACUAUCGGAUUUUACAGCCCAAUUUCCCAAGAGCAGUUUUUCACUGGAUUGGGAUUAUUUCAGCUGGCUUUGGAUGAAUGGUUGCCUUGUUUUAACGGAAGCAGGUGA
Desarmillaria tabescens is the source of this 1542-nucleotide messenger RNA. Its product is annotated as peptidase S28. The transcript has 9 exons. Gene Ontology annotation, molecular function: dipeptidyl-peptidase activity; serine-type exopeptidase activity. The record is from RefSeq and is a predicted model, not a curated record. Bases 1 to 1542 code for a protein of 513 amino acids. Gene Ontology annotation, biological process: proteolysis. Lineage: Eukaryota; Fungi; Basidiomycota; Agaricomycetes; Agaricales; Physalacriaceae.